Molecule: messenger RNA, 1435 nt
Organism: Acanthoscelides obtectus
Lineage: Eukaryota; Metazoa; Arthropoda; Insecta; Coleoptera; Chrysomelidae
Source: the annotation of a GenBank genome assembly
CCGAAUGGCACCAGGGGCAAUUUUUCCUAUGCCCACUACAGAAACCAAAGCACACGUUACUCGCGACCCGUUCAUAUUACAUUUAUUGUAUAAAUUAAGGUAACGGGCAUUUCAACACUCUAGUUAUCACUCGUUUUUCACUUACGCAAAGUCAACGCCGCCGUGAUCGAAGAAAAUUGGACUAUGUUUCCGUUGUUGAUUUUUGUCGCUCUAGCGGCAAUCAGUGAAGCCAGCUACAACGUCCUAGGAGGCUUUGAAAACGCUGGUGGACUCUACAAUAACUAUCAUGGAGAAUAUGCUGCGUCAUACGACAAUUAUGUCCCAAAACCCUACCAAUUCGAGUACGGAGUGUCAGACCCGCACACGGGCGACCACAAACACCAAUGGGAAGCUAAAGACGAACAGGGAGUCGUGAGAGGAAGCUACAGCCUUUUGGAACCAGACGGCACGACCAGAAUCGUGGACUACAUCGCGGACAAGGCUGGAUUCAGAGCUGUUGUGAAAAGGGUCACCGUACAUGGCCAUGUGUCUGUUGAGAACCAUGGAGGUCACAUAGAGCAUUCACCUUUGAUCACCACCCCAAUCGUGGUAGCAGAACCCGUAAUCUAUCACCAGCAACCCCUCGAGGUCGUUCAGCACCAACCUGUCCUCCAGGAGCAGCCUCACAUCAUCGAGGAACCGCUGUCUUUCGGAAGCUACGACGGCGGCGUUGAGGACUACCAAGGUCUCGUACCUCACGCUGUGAGGUUAGAAGGUAUCCCGGAGGCGCCCAAGCACGAGAUCGUACUAUCGCAACCUGAGAUUGUCCACCAAGGUAUCGGUGCUUUGCGCGGGGAGCAUCAAGUGACUUAUAGUAUACCUCAGGAGGUCAGCCUGCCUCAACAUGUACCUCAGCAUCAGGAUCUUGGAUCGUACCAAAUCGCUUACGCCCAACCGGAAAUCCAGCACUACCAAGAGGCAGCUCCCGACGUAAGGGUGGAAUAUAAAGGACCCCAAGUCCUUCACAGCAUCCCCUUAGUCGAGGCGUACAGAGCACCUCAGGAGAUCCGUCAGAGUCCAAGUAUCCCAACUUACAGCGUCCCUCAGGGAAGCAUCCACAGUGAGGGGCCUGUGGAGAGUUACAGCUACGAACAGAGCUUUGGGGGUCCGGCAAUUUGGGCGCAGAGCUCUGGGGAACCUGGACAUGUCGUCCACCAUCCUCACGGACAAUCCGGACAGCAUUACUUCGGGACAACCGGUAAUAUCGAUGAUCACUGAUGAUUUUUUUAACAAACGGAGUCAAUUCGUGUAAAUGAAUUGAUUGCUUGUAGUGUUCUCCAGUAACUACAAUAUUUUGUCAUCGGAUUUGUACAUAUUUAUGGUGUUCAUAUACUUAGAGGUUAUAGCUCAAUUUUGAUGUAACUAUUUUUCUUAUUAAAGUUAAUUUUGGAAGCUA